AUGGCCAAGAAGGUGACGUGUGAAAUGGCGACGAAGUCGACGACACGAUUGUUCAUAGCUAUUCCAGGGCCUGUCCUGCUGCCGCCAGCUGAGCUCGGUGCUGGUGUGGCUCUUCGGCGAGCUGGGGGGCAGCUCCUCCCCCUCCGCCCCCUGCGCCCCUCCGCCCCCUGCGCCCCCUCCAGCCCCGGCCACGCCCUGCGGGUGCUGCGCAGGCCCGGCCGGCCCCCCAUCCAGCAGCUGUUCUCGCACAGAAUCUGGUCCAAACAAAAGCUAAGCCAAGCGGCGAAAACUAAUUCGGCGGGUUCGUCUGAACGGAGCUCCACAACUGGAAGGUUGAAAGAGAAUGGCGUUGCUAAGGAGCUGUCCGAGGGCAAGGCCAAGAGACGCUCCGCCGUCGACUCGGAGCAGUCUACCGAGUCGGCCGACUCCAACGACGACCUCCAGAUCCUCAACAAGUCGAUGGCGAUCAAGGUCUGCCCCCCCGAAGACGACUUUGAGUACUUCAACUCGCCGGUCCGCUCGUCCAACGAUUACCCGAACGAUGCCCUCUAUGGCGAUCCCUUCCACCCGCCGCGCAAACUCAAACCCAAGGCGGACGAUUAUAUGAACGAGAAACAUAGGGAGAUUAUCAAUACAGAGAUAUCGAGCUUCGAGUUCACACUGCUUAUAACCGACCUGCUGCAGGAGCUGUGCAAGGCGGAGAGCAGCCUGAGUGGCACCGAGGGGUCCCAAAUCUCGAUGCAGUGCAUCAAUUUCUCUUUAAAAAACCUCUGCUCCCUACAAUUUGGUUCCCUCCCCGCGAUGUCCAACUACGACAGCGAAGAGGUGUCCAGAAUUAAACUGGCGCUAACAGAACUCCUCAUCGUGUCCUUAGAUAAAGUGCUGAUCCAUUCCGAUCUCUGCGCCAAGCUAAUUAAUAAUGGAAUAAUGCCUAUGCUACUUAGGAUUUUAGAAGAUAUCAUUUGUAAGUCUAGCAGUAAAUUUAUUACAAGAGAAGAUAGCUCCACUCGUGCCAAAGAUGUAGAGAAACUUAAUGAGACUGAAGCAGAAAAUUUGCUCAAAUACGUUUUCGGCAUAGCGUAUUCCGUUACGGCCUUCUUCCAUUGCCUCUUGAUGCAGUGUCGAACUGUGGACAAACUUAGAGAGUUCACGGAUCAGUUCAAACUAUACGGAGAGUGUCUGAAAGGGGGCCUUUUGAAAGAAUGCAUAGAGCUAAUGAUCAGAAUACCGGUAGUGGAUAAGGAAACGAGUGUUGUGUUAAUAACAAAGCUGAUAGAGUCUAUAGGCAAGCUAGUGAGUGGGAUGAAACGGGUCCGAAGUGAAGUGAUACACACAGCCGCCUGUCCACGGACUCGGCACAAAGCGUGCAGGCAGCGAGUCGCGGCUGGCAUGCACCACCAUCACGAUGUGCUCGGCGAAGCGGGCACCGGCUUGCCGCUACCCUCUGCUUGCUGUGUCUCCGUUUUAUACGGAACCUUGACCUCUUUAGUGGCGGACGAGGAGGUGGCCGCGCAGACCAUCCUGAGGACCAAAAUACUUCGAGUGAUGUUAAAAUGCGGUGUUUGCUGCUGUUUCUCACCCGGUUUCUUAAUGGAGUGCGUGGUUAGGCUGAUGUUGACUCACAACAGCGUCGCUCCGCGAUGUCUGCAACUCCUCGAGCAUACGGUGUACGGUGACCUGGGUUCUAGCAUACUUAUCCCGCGGGUAACGGAUCAACUGCCGUGUUCCAUCUGUGAGCCUUGCGAUGAUAAUCGGGACCUGGGCAGGAAGUAUUGUCCGCACGGUGUCAGCCCCAUCGAGAGGAAGAGUGUAUGGUCCUUCCUCAUUCACUACAACUCUCUGCUACAGCUAGACAACCACAACAACGUCCUCCACGCUACCGUUAGCCAUCUCCUCAAAGUGACGCCCAAGUGCCGAAUGGAGAUGAAGCAUGAACUGUUAUUCAGCGUUAUCUACCCCACUUUCAUCGUGUCUAAGCAUCGAUACAUCAUAAGGCAGGAGGAGUCCGCUUACUUCUUAACCGUCUCUUGCCUCAACAUCUUCGCGAGCCUCUUGAACACAGUACCGUUCGCCGAGCAGUUCAUCCAGAAGGGCGGGCUGAGCUACGUGCUCGAGCUGGUCUCUCUGCCGGAGUUCUCGAACCAGUGCUGCGCGAUCCUCGAAAUCGCCAUCAUCGUGGAGAUAUACAAGCUGAUGAAGGAGAACGCCGUGCUGCCCUACAUCCGCGACAUGGGCACGCUCGCCUCGGUCCAGAUGCUGUUCAAAUCGCUAUCGGAGAUGACGGAUAAGUGCUACCGGAUAUACAGGGAGAGGCUGCCGGCGGACAAGUUCGAAGAGUUGUGCGACCUGACGAAGGAGAUGGAGAUCCUGGAAGUGAGCGAGGCGGCCGCGGCGCCGGUGGAGCGCGCGGACCCUCCCGCCGAGGACUACCUGGAGGCGCUGAAGAACAUCGGCGCCUUCUGGAGGUCGUGCGCCGGGCUGUGCCUGCGCAGCGCGCUGUUCCGCCGCCACGUGGCCGGCGGGCGCACGCUGGUGCACAGCUACGCGCUGCUGAAGCUGCUCCUGCACCGCCUCUGCGGCGAGCGCUGCCCCGCGCCCGAGACGCGCCUGCUCCUCCGCCUCAUGGAGGCGCUGCUCACGGUGCACUUCGCCCUCUCCGAUGCGACGGGAGGGCGCUCGCGCGCCGCUAGUUGCAGUGUAGUGCGCGUGCCGCUCUACGCAGCGCUGCCUCAGGCACCACCGACGGCGAGGGCUCUGCCAUCGCUACCACCGCUGCCACGGCUGCCACCGCUGAAACCGCUAACUGUGGCAGUGGUGCCGGUCUGCGCGCCCUCUGCGACGCCC
Iphiclides podalirius (scarce swallowtail) is the source of this 2844-nucleotide messenger RNA. NCBI's taxonomy places the organism in Eukaryota, Metazoa, Arthropoda, Insecta, Lepidoptera, Papilionidae. The record is from the annotation of a GenBank genome assembly.